GAGGAGGAACCGCUUCGGCGCCAUCUUGGGGCGUCACGCCCCACCGAGAGGCGUCGCUGUUGCGCAGCGCGAAGGGCGGAGGAGGGGGUCGCGCGCUCUUGGCAAGGCACGGACUUAGGCGGCGCUGAUAUGCGAGAAAUGGGCAUGAUUGGCUGCCUCGUCCGGAGACGUGCUGGAAGAGCCUGACUGCGGAUGGCCAAUCGGGCCUUAUUGAUCCUUUCGCAAAAGCCGGCAUGUGCGAGGUAGCGUCCAAUAUGACUGUGAAGGAAUACCGGUUUGGAAAAGAUCAGGAAAAGGGAGACGGGGAUGACCGGCCUAGGGAGUUGGUGGUGCUGAUUCCCGAGGUUCUUGAUCCUCGGUAUGGUAUGUAUGUUUGGCCUUGCGCUGUGGUUUUGGCCCAGUAUAUCUGGUUUCAUAGAAGACUUCUCUUUGGCAAAAGAAUACUAGAGAUUGGAGCAGGUGUGAGCCUACCUGGAAUAGUGGCAGCAAAAUGUGGAGCAGAAGUAAUAUUAUCAGAUAAUGCAGAUUUCUCAGAGUGUUUGGACAACUGCCGAAGAAGCUGCCAGAUGAAUAAUCUUUCUGGGAUAUGUGUCAUAGGACUUACCUGGGGUCAUGUAUCACCCUGUAUGUUGAGCUUAGCCCCAGUUGACUUUAUUUUGGGAGCGGAUGUACUUUUUGAACCAGAAGACUUUGAAGAUGUUGUAAGUACAGUACACUAUUUAAUGGAAAGGAAUACUCAUGCCCAAUUUUGGACUACUUACCAAGUCAGAAGUGCCAACUGGUCUAUUGAAGGAUUACUAUAUAAAUGGGAGUUGGAAAGCACACACGUGCCAUUGCAGUCAUUUGAAGCCACCAAGGAACAACUUGCAGGAUCUUCUCUUCCAGGGAUGCACACGAUUCAAAUGAUGGUUAUCAGUAGAAAAAAAAAUAAAGGACUGAAAACUUAAGAAACAUUCCUAAUGGAUUUUAAUGAAAAUGCAUCAAUUGCUUAUCUGAGUUCCAUAUCACCUGACCACCAUUGCAUACAAAUCAGUUUAUUCUCAGCAUUUUUAAAAAGUAAUUUUAUUCAUUGUUCAUGCCGAUACUAAUUCUGCUGCAUGUUUCCUUUGAAUUAAGAAUAUAUACACAUUUCACAGGGAUACCAAAAAUGUGACGAGCCUACAAUGUUUUAAAAACUAUCUGUUAUGUAGGAGUUAAGUCCCAUUAACUAGGACUUAUAGGAAUGAAUUUGCUGGAUGAGUUUCCUUAAAUUGCAAACUAAUAUGAUCUGUCCUAGUCUAACAGACAAAACUGACUCAAACCAUCAGUUUUAAAAAAAA
Molecule: messenger RNA, 1319 nt
Organism: Notechis scutatus (mainland tiger snake)
Lineage: Eukaryota; Metazoa; Chordata; Lepidosauria; Squamata; Elapidae
Gene: METTL23
Product: methyltransferase 23, arginine
Cellular component (GO): cytoplasm; nucleus
Source: RefSeq, a predicted model, not a curated record